Cutaneotrichosporon cavernicola is the source of this 1956-nucleotide messenger RNA. RefSeq lists its product as uncharacterized. Gene Ontology annotation, molecular function: protein binding; tRNA-specific adenosine-34 deaminase activity. Gene Ontology annotation, cellular component: cytoplasm; nucleus. The transcript has 3 exons. NCBI's taxonomy places the organism in Eukaryota, Fungi, Basidiomycota, Tremellomycetes, Trichosporonales, Trichosporonaceae. The record is from RefSeq and is a predicted model, not a curated record. The coding region runs from base 1 to 1956 and encodes 651 amino acids.
AUGACCUCGACCGCGGGCCCGAGCGGCCCGACCCCUGUCUCAACAUCUUUACCUGCCUCUCCUACUUCCACUUUUCCACAAACAGCCACUUCGGCUACCACCGCGUGCACGACCACUGGCACGAUCAACCCCCUCGCCCUGCGGGUUGAGGAGCGACCUGGGCGUGGGAGGGGCGUGUUCGCGUCCGGCCCCAUCAGGGCUGGGGUUGUGCUUGAGGAAGCGCCAGUGCUGGUUCUUUCCAAGGCACAGUGGGAGGAUGGGCGGAUGGAUGAUACGGUUUUGGGAGAGUAUGGGUUCUGUUGGUCUAAUGGGGGCAUGGCGCUGGGGUUGGGUAUUGCCUCGCUCUUUAACCACUCGUCGAGCCCCAACGUCAACUUUAUCCGCAACUUUGCUACCGGUACCAUUAGCUUUACGACAAGUCGGCCCGUGGAACUCGACGAGGAGCUGUGCAUCUGCUACAGCGCUGACGAGACCAAGUUGUGGUUUCUUCCGAACGGAGAGCGCCCGCGCCCUCAAACGCCCAGCGACGACGGUGACGGGUCGGAACGGCUCGCAGCACUGCAACUCGCUGACGACGACGCCGAACGACAGGCGCGUGAGGACAAGGAACGCGCGCGCGAAACGCGUCGCCAGGCGGGCGGGAAUACACACUCUGCCAAGGAGGCACGGCGUGCAAAGUGGCGUACGAAGCAGGAGAAGAUGAAGAACGGGGACAAGGGCAAGAUUAUCGCGCCACAGCCGGUGCCCGCGGCCAGUGGGAACGGGCUGUUGACCGAGCCUGCCUCCCAGCGCUCACAAGAUUCGGGCCGUACCAUCACAUCGGGCCCCACCACCGUCUUCGCACUGGGAGAGCGGCGGGUAGACCUCCCGGCCCCGCUUCACUCGGACAGCAGCAAGUCGCGGAGUGACAUGCCCGCCGAAGUGCCACAACCGCUCGAAUGGGAUGAAGCCGGGCCAAGUGAGCUCCCCGAUGCACAAUGGGGUGCGUUGCGUCGCGCGCGUGGACCUAUUGAGAUCGAGGAGGAAGCCGAGGACGACAACACUGCUCUGAUUCAAGUGUGGGCGCUCGACGCCACGCCUGGCACAUACAUGAAGGAAGUGUUAGACUUUACCAAGAGGGGCGUUCCGCUAGAUGAGCGUAUGCGCCACCUCAAGCGCGUCCGGCGUAUCACAGACGACGCCGGCGAAGAGCGCGUCCUCGUGGCACUCGCCAUGGCCGACACGACGAAUGAGCAUAAAUUGCGCUCCCUCCUAUCCACCUACGACGAGAUCCUUGGAGCGCUUCCCCUUGUUGUGGUUGACACCCCCCGCUCUGCCGCCAAGACCACCGAGCAGCUAACCGUCCGCAACACGUACUGGCCAGUCCUCUACACUCCCGGCGUGCAGCGCUACAGCGACGCUCGCGGUUUCUCCGGACCCAAGCUCACGUGGGUACGUGCUGGGAUUGAACGCGUGCUCGCCGACGCCCUCGCCGCCAAAGCACGCGGCGAGCUUCCCGUUGCAGUGUACGUUGCGUCACCCCCUGAGUCGCUCUACCCUCAGAGCGACGGCUUCAUACCGCCAACGGACGGACUCGCUGGUGCCGCGGCCGACACACGCACUUCCUGCAACCACCCCCUCCGACACGCGGUGCUGAACGCCAUCGCGUCGGUCGCGCGGCUACGCACAGUCCCGCCCUUCUCCGAGAUCACCCCGUCGCGGAAUGGUGCCGACUACCUCCUCACGAGCAUGAGCUUAUUCGUCACGCACGAACCAUGUGUCAUGUGCGCCAUGGCGCUGCUGCACUCGCGUGUGCGCGAGGUGUUCUUUGUGUUUCCCCGGCCGCGGGCAGGCGGGUUCGAGGGUAGCUUUGGCGUACAUAGCAGGCGCGACCUCAACCACAGGUUUGACGCGUGGCGCUGGACGGGACCGGUCGACGCCGAGGCGUACGCCGUACCGGACAAUGUCGAGAUUUAG